UGACACGACAGUGUGGGAGCGAGCAGGCAACAGCACAUAAAAAAGAGGAGUCAACUUUUCUGGGACCGAAAGAAGCGAAAAUUCCGUGCCGAUCGUGUUUGCGCUUUCCUGGAUUUUUCAAGCCAGGUGCAAAGAAAAGUCGGAAAAUUGGGUGCACCGUGCAGCUACACCGUUCGCUACACAAGCGCACACACACGGCCGCCUACGCAAACCGAUAGAUCCGGUGCAGCGAGCGUGAUUAGCUUUCAAUUCCCCCUCCCGACACUCUCUGCACGGACCUGGAACUGCAACGCGUUCCAACCCGGGGGUAGUAGUAGUGGUUGGUUGUCCCUUGGCCUGAUAAUUGGAGCGGUGCCGCCGACCGUCGAACGUCCUCCCGGUAUUGACCGACCGCGAAGACCGCGUUGAAGACGUCCUGGUGUUUGUGUGUGUGUGCUGCUGUAUUGCUGGAGCACGCCAAGGAGACGGUUUUUAUCGUAUCUUUGAAGCGAGCGUGUGCUUGUGUAUGUGUCAGUGCAGUGUGUAUGUGUGUGUGUUGAUGUUGCGGUGCGUGUGGUUGUGCGUUAGUAAAAAAAGUGAAUCCAAGUAGGCAGGGCCCACACCAAAAGCGGGGUCGUGCAAAGUCGUUGUCCACAAGGCCCCGUUGUUCGUACCACUCUCAUCCCACGGGAGCUGGCAGAAGUUGUUUGCGUGGAAAAGUGUUUUUAUAAUUAAUUUGUUGGUGCAUUGAAGUAAGACGGGCGGCAACGUCCUCGAGACCCCACCCCCUACCAGCGACACACAAGGGCUCUCGCGAAACGCCGCUGACGAUCGUGAGAUCACGCGAAAGGAGUGGCAGCAAAAAAAGAAGCGCCGAAUUUGGGAAGCGAAGCGAAGGAAAGUCCCAUCCCUUCCCGGGGUUUAGCGAAACCAGCAAACAAGACAAAUUUGACGUAACUUACCACCACCAUCGCAGGGGCAAAGACAGUUUGCCAGUUUUGGAUGAGCAAAAAUGAUUCUGCUAGAGAUCAACAACAGAAUUGUGGAGGAAACGCUUACAGUGAAAUUCAAGAAUGCAAUCGCAGGAAACAAGGCGGAAUCCAUCGAUGUGACGGUAGCAGACUUCGAUGGAGUUUUAUUUCACAUCUCGAACAUAAACGGCGAUAAAACGAAAGUGCGAACGAGCAUAUCGCUAAAAUUCUACAAGCAGCUACAGGAGCACGGUGCCGAUGAGCUGCUGAAGCGCGAGUAUGGCGACCUGCUGGUAGCCCCCGAGGACGGGUACAACGUGUCGGUGCUGGUCGAUCUGGAAAACAUACCGGAAAACUGGGAGGAAACGGUGCGAAAGAUCGGCCUGCUCAAGCGAAACUGCUUUGCCUCGGUGUUCGAGAAGUACUUCGACUUCCAGUCGCAGGGCGAGGGCGAAGGCGAGGGCCAGAAGCGGGCAGUAAUUAACUAUCGUAACGAUGAAACGAUGUACGUUGAAGCAAAGCCGGACCGUGUGACCGUCGUGUUUAGUACGAUAUUCCGCGACGAGGACGACGUAGUGUUAGGGAAAGUGUUCAUGCAGGAGCUGCGUGAGGGCCGAAGAGCUUCCCACACGGCGCCGCAAGUAUUAUUCUCCCACCGGGAGCCACCGCUCGAGCUGGCCAAUACCGGGGCACGGGUCGGCGAGAACAUAGGCUACGUAACGUUCGUACUAUUCCCACGGCAUACUGCGAAGGAAACGCGCGAUAACACGAUCAAUUUAAUUCACAUGUUCCGUGAUUAUUUGCAUUAUCAUAUUAAGUGUUCGAAGGCAUACAUCCACUCCCGAAUGCGGGCAAAGACGACGGAGUUUUUAAAGGUGCUCAACCGUGCUCGACCGGAGCCCAAAAUAACGGAAAAGAAAACAAUAACCGGCCGAACAUUCAUCAGAAAAGAAUGAUUCUAGAAGUUGUCGGACGCGUCUAGUUGUUAAAUGUGUAAGUAUUCAAAACGAACCUAAUAAAAGGAGGAAAAGAGACGGCACGAGAAAAGCGCAAACGGAGGGAAAACCGAUGGCAGAAAUCCCAACUGGUCUCUCUUUUUUCGGAAGGAAGUGUAAGUGUAAAGGAAGUGGGUUUUGGGCAAAUUCUGCUAUCGCGAGGACAAAACAGUGCAGUGUCCGUGAUUUGGUAGGCAUAAAACCAAACCACCAUCCCCACUCUUCUUCGCCGAAGCAUCGUAAGCAAAUAAACCAUUUUCAAGCUGGUAACCGAUUUGUUUUCGACAGUGUGUUCCUCUUUGGUGGGGACGGGGGUACGCACACCCACCCAUCGGUGUAGGAAAUGGCCAACGAAAUAGUAAUUGUAAGCCACAGCAAGAGCAAAUGGUGCAUAGGUGUGUGUGGUAUAUAUAAGCUAACAUCAAACAAAUCCUAGCCUGUUACAAUAGAAUUCUAAACUUCUCACCCGAGAUAGCCCGAGAGAAAAAAGGGGAUAAAGGCCACCACAAUUUAGCCUAUUACACAGUUUGACACACAUUUGAUAGUUAAAAAUUAGUCGAAAUUAUACACUUUCGAACCAACCCACAUACCCACAUGCCGCAAAAUGGAUGCAAAUUCAAACACACCAUUAUAAGAGGAAAAAAAACAGUCAGUAGCAUUCAUUCUUAAUCGUCGCUGCCAAUGUGAAACAAAACAAGAAAAAAGCUGUAUUGUGUAAACAAAUAGAACUCAACAAAAAAAAAAACGUUAGGAAAAUAGGGCCAAAUGUAAGGACACUCCUUUGCAGGGGGGAGUGGGCAAUUCUUAACGGCUUUGCUACAAAACAAGAGGAAAAAG
This is a messenger RNA of Anopheles arabiensis, 2782 nucleotides long. RefSeq names its product probable actin-related protein 2/3 complex subunit 2 (gene Arpc2). Gene Ontology annotation, biological process: Arp2/3 complex-mediated actin nucleation; actin filament polymerization. The transcript has 7 exons. The record is from RefSeq and is a predicted model, not a curated record. Gene Ontology annotation, molecular function: structural constituent of cytoskeleton; actin filament binding. Lineage: Eukaryota; Metazoa; Arthropoda; Insecta; Diptera; Culicidae. Bases 992 to 1906 code for a protein of 304 amino acids. Gene Ontology annotation, cellular component: actin cytoskeleton; Arp2/3 protein complex.